Messenger RNA from Schistosoma bovis, 276 nucleotides. The record is from the annotation of a GenBank genome assembly. Lineage: Eukaryota; Metazoa; Platyhelminthes; Trematoda; Strigeidida; Schistosomatidae.
AUGUUAAGCAACUAUGUUCGAAUGGCAGUUAGUCAACUUUCGGAAAAUAGCUUCUCAAUAUUAUCCCAGUUCGCAGGAAUAUCGAUUAAUGGAAAACUGCUGGUUGAAACUAGUCUGAGUGACGACAAGACUGAUUACAACAAGGGUCCAUACAAUGUCCUGCAAUUAUUCCGCGAGAACCGAUGGAUUCAUACUGGGGCUGUUAUCGAAGCUUAUCUCGGUGUCGAUCAGGCUAGUAUAAUAUCGAUUGUUGAUGUCCUUAAGAAGGUCGGUUAA